CAACAACUCGUUGACAAAUAUACCACUAUAAUAUUUUAAACACCCAAACGAGAAAUGAUCAAAACCUCACAAAGCAGACGCUUCCCUAACCAAAUGACUAGAGAGUGAGACUAUAGUUAUGAGGAUUACAAGGAAAAAGACGUCACUUUGGAGUCACGUGACACGGAGACAGCGAUAGGUCCAAAUUUUCAAGGGAACCGGUUAGUGCCGGUCAGGUACAGCACUCUUGUGUUCUAGUUUAUGACGGUUCUUUAAAAUGCGAAUAGAGUGGUUAACAUUUAGCCUUAAUGUCAGUUUAGUUGGGCUAAUAUAUACGAAGCGUCUGAUUCAGGAGUAAGGUUUCCCAGGCAACGUUUAUUAUACGUUGUUCUAAUCCAAUCAUUUCUAUGUAAAUGAAUCAGAAAGAGUCUGGAUCUCCUGUUCGGAACAGUGUUAUUGGGAACUUCAGUAAAAUGGAAAUCCUUCUGUCUUACCCAGUUCUCAAAGCAUUCAUGUGUGGUUCUGUCAGUGGGACUUGCUCCACUCUCCUUUUCCAGCCAUUGGAUUUGGUGAAGACUCGUCUACAGACAUUUCAGCCAACUGGAAAAGAGUCUGGUCGUGUUGGCAUGGUUUCUGUACUCAUAAACGUUGUUCGAACAGAAAAUAUUCUCGGCCUUUGGAAAGGAGUGUCACCGAGUGGCUGCUUCCAAUAUAAAAGUGUAUUUGGAGCUUUGAAGAACAUUUAUCGCAUUGAAGGAUCCAAAGCCUUGUUCAGUGGGUUAACUCCCACUCUUCUGCGAGAUGCUCCUUUCUCUGGCAUCUACUUGAUGUUCUACACACAGACCAAAAAAUUAAUACCUCAAGAGCACUUUGAUCCAGUCCUCAAGCCUCUGCUAAACUUCAGUUGUGGUAUUUUUGCUGGUGUUUUGGCUUCCAUUUCAACACAGCCUGCUGAUGUAAUCAAAACUCGGAUGCAGUUGUCUCCAGAAAAGUACCGAUGGACAGGUGAAGCAGUAAUGUUUAUCUUUAAGAAUCACGGACUUGUAGGAUUCUUCCGAGGGAUAGUUCCUCGUUCCUUGCGUCGCACAUUGAUGGCAGCAAUGGCAUGGACAGUUUAUGAACAGAUGAUGACCAAAAUGGGCCUCAAGUCUUGAAGGUCAGGAAUUCAGGCUGUGAGUUUGUGGAAAUGUGCCAGCGGUUGCACUUAAGACAGCAGAGGUGGCUCGCUGUCAGUUGAGCAAAGGGUGCCUAGCGACUGCAUUGCAACAGAGACCAUUGGAAGUAACUUGAAACAAUCAGACACUACCAUUUCAGUUUUGUCCAUUUGAUGUUUUACUUGUACACAAUGAAGACCACUAACAUUAUAGGUUUAAUUUACACCCAAAAGCAUUCCAUAACUGCACAUCUGAGAAAUGGGCAGCUCCAGUAUAGUGGGUUAUCUUAACACUAGUUCCAGGAAACAAAGUAAUGUUAUCUUGCAAGUUGUCCCAGAAAUGUGGAAUAACACAGUAAGCAAGCCUGUUACAGGCUUGAACUGAUUACUGCUGUGUACAUGUAAAAGUCUGUAGGGCAGACACCAGCCAGAGUGUGAAGCUAGCAACUGAAAAUUAGCGUAUGCUUUUUAAGCAUCUGAGAUAUAGUGGCUUCCUGAAGAAGCAUCAUAUUUUUGAUGUGCUGGGGUAUCAGCAUUUUAAAUGUUCUGUGUUGAAAUUAUUGUGCAUCAGGUUGACGUUUAAUUUUGCAAUAGUUAGUUUUGAUACAAGCUACUGUAAUCUUUUGUUUAUUUGUGUAAGAGGCACAGUAGUAUAAGCCUGCUGAAGUCUUAUUAGGUUGCUUAAAAUAAAGCUGGAGACAACAAAA
This is a messenger RNA of Protopterus annectens (West African lungfish), 1839 nucleotides long. RefSeq names its product solute carrier family 25 member 38 (gene SLC25A38). The record is from RefSeq and is a predicted model, not a curated record. Gene Ontology annotation, biological process: glycine import into mitochondrion. Gene Ontology annotation, molecular function: glycine transmembrane transporter activity. Gene Ontology annotation, cellular component: mitochondrion; mitochondrial inner membrane. Lineage: Eukaryota; Metazoa; Chordata; Ceratodontiformes; Protopteridae.